Molecule: messenger RNA, 8361 nt
Organism: Cynoglossus semilaevis (tongue sole)
Lineage: Eukaryota; Metazoa; Chordata; Actinopteri; Pleuronectiformes; Cynoglossidae
Gene: slitrk5b
Product: SLIT and NTRK-like family, member 5b
Exons: 3
Coding region: 780-3398 (872 amino acids)
Biological process (GO): positive regulation of synapse assembly; axonogenesis
Molecular function (GO): protein binding
Source: RefSeq, a predicted model, not a curated record
UACCCUUUAUUCUGAGUAGCACAGGGUGGCAGCAGCUCCCACCUCAGCUUCCACUCUGUUUGUGGGCUAAAUGAAUAUUUUGUGAAUUAACGCACAUGUUAAACGUCAAUGACACCCUACGGAAUUUAAAUCUCAAUCCUAAUGUCUGCAUGUGUUAAAAAAAUCAGGAAUCGGGUUACGUAUAAAUUUUAGUACAACUUAUAGUCUUCUGUCAACUAUAUCUUGUCAAAUGGUGACUCAAUCAGAACAUAUAAUACAAUAUCUUGCCAAUCCUAGAAAGGAAACUUCUUCCCAUGGCCAGGCCAUCUACAAUACUUUUUAGAUCUGUCACCCUCUUUUCUUGCUUCCUCUACUGUUACACCAACUUUCCCAAAGUCUCUUGUCAUCACAUUCAAGACAUUUCUGUAGAGACUCUCUCUUUUCCUUUUUGACCUUGCAAGUCAAAAUCUUUCCUUUUUACUUUUAAAAUACUUUCCUUUUUGUGGCAUUCAAGUUGAAGCUGAAUAAAGGUGCAGUAAGAGCUCCACACCACAGAGGGCAGCACUGCCUAAAAUGCACGAGGCCUGCUAGCAGGGAGUUGAUGAAGGAGCAGCGGAACACCAUGUGCAGUGAUCCACACUGACAGUCACACCAGGUCACAGGUCACAGUCAACAGGUGGAAGGACAGAAGAGAAUCUGAGGCAAGGAGCCGUGUGACAGCCCGAUUAUCCAACAAAGAGCAGGAGCUCCUGUGGAGAUGACAUUGAGGAAACCGUAGCAGGACUCUGUGGGCUCUGGACAUGGGUUGCAGGAAAAUGCAUCUUUGGAUUUCCUGUGUUUUGCUAAGUACAGCAUCACUUUGCUCUGCUGAGAUGUUGGGCGCUUAUGGAGAAACAUGUCAAAGACUGUGUGCCUGCGAGGAGCGGGAGGGCAUUCUUACAGUCCUGUGUGAAAACAGAGGAAUACUAAGACUUUCAGACGUAAAGCCUGUGCACGUUUCCCACUACCAUCUGCUGCUCACUGGGAAUCAGGUGAAAAAGCUGUCCACAGAUGAUUUCGUUGAUUACAAAGGACUCACCAUUCUUCACCUGGGAAAUAAUGACAUAUCUGAAGUCGAAGCAGGAGCUUUUAACGGACUACAGGGAUUAAAACGAUUACAUCUUAAUAAUAACAAAAUAGAUGCCUUGAAGGAAGAGUUUUUCUUCGGCCUUGAGAGCCUAGAGUAUCUGCAAAUUGAUUACAACUAUAUCACUCACGUAGCAGCAAACGCCUUCAGCAGGCUUCGACAUCUGGAAGUCCUGAUUCUAAAUGACAACUUAAUAUCAUCGCUGCCCAUAAAUGUUUUCCAGCAUGUACCGUUGACUCACUUGGACUUAAGGGGCAAUCAGCUCAAAGUACUUCCUUAUUCAGGUCUGCUGGAGCACAUGAACGGUGUGGUGGAGCUACAGCUGGAGGAGAAUCCCUGGAACUGCUCUUGUGAGCUCAUAGCUCUCAAGACCUGGCUCGAGAGCAUAUCGUACACCUCUCUGGUGGGAGAUGUCGUUUGCGAGUUCCCUUUUCGUCUCCACGGGAGAGACCUCGAUGAGGUUUCAAAGCAGGAGUUGUGCCCGAGGAGAGCUAUCGCUGAAUAUGAGAUGCCAUCGCUGCCACAUAUGAGCAGUGAUGCGUACUACAGGACCACGUCAGCUCUGGUUACAACAUCCUUCACUUCAUCUGGGAUUGCCCGGUCGUCAUCAAGACCCACCAAAGCACCUCGACAGUCAGGAAAAUUAAAAUCCAGACCCACGGCUCGCGUUCCAUCUAAUAAGCCGCAGAAUUAUGGCCAAAUUAUUUCCUAUCAGACAAAAUCCCCCGUGCCUUUAGACUGCCCGACUGCCUGCACUUGCAAUCUUCAGAUAUCAGACCUGGGCCUGAAUGUGAAUUGCCAGGAAAGAAAAAUUGAGCAUAUAUCUGAUCUAAAUCCCAAACCCUACAAUCCCAAGAAGAUGUAUCUCACGGGAAAUUACAUCCCAGUUGUACGUCGAUCCGAUUUUUUCGAGGCGACUGGAUUAGAUUUGCUUCAUCUUGGUAACAAUCGAAUCGCUCGCAUUCAGGACCAAGCGUUUGGCGAUUUGACACAUCUGAGAAGACUGUACCUUAAUGGGAAUUUAAUCGACCACCUUACAACUGAUAUGUUUUAUGGACUGGAAAGCCUCCUGUUUUUAUAUUUAGAAUACAAUGUCAUUAAGGACAUUGCAGCCGAUGCCUUUCAGCACGUUCCCAAACUUCAGCUCCUCUUCCUGAACAAUAACCUCUUGAAAACAUUACCUGCGGGGACAUUUAAAGGCCUUACGUUGACCAGACUCAAUCUCCGCAAUAACCACCUGCGCUACCUGCCUGUCAGCGGUGUUCUCGAUCAGCUCACGGCGCUGGUGCAGGUCGACUUGUUUGAGAAUCCGUGGGAUUGCUCUUGCGUCAUACUCGACUUAAAGACGUGGCUGGAGCAGCUGAGCACGGGCACGGUGAUAAACAAUGUCAUAUGUGGCUCGCCCAAGAGGCUGGCCGGAGAGGAUAUAAGAUACAUUAGGACCUCUAAUUUCUGCCCUAAUAAGUCUGAGAUUGUUGCCUCCGUGAUCCCACCCUCUGAAGAAUCUUUCCCCGGCAGCACUGUCACCAUAGAAACAUCCCUGGACUCGGACACAGAACACAGUGCCAUUCCUUUAUCUGUGAUGAUUCUUGCCCUUCUCCUCAUGUUCAUUGUGUCUGUGCUCGUGGCUGCCGGGAUGUUUGUGGCAGUGAAGAAGAGACAUCAAAAGCGUUUAAAUGAGCAGAAUAACUCCAUGAACGCCUGCAUCAGCUCUCUCAACAUGGAGUACGGCCUGUACAAAAAAGGCACCAUUCCCAAAGUGAGAACAUCUGCGGGCCACGUGUACGAAUAUGUGCCACCGCCCACAGAAUCCACAUGCAGAACCGCUGCCCACACCCCGAUGGACAGCAAAUCCGUGGAGGGAUUUCGAGACUUUGACGAGCUGAGCUGCACUUUUCUGGGCAACUCAGAUGAAGAGGCAGUCAGUAAUGUAAUAAGCUCAGAGUACAGUGCCCCCACUCCCGAGCCUCUAAACAAGCCCUCCACCCCGCACCGGGAUGAUCAAUAUUGCUACAGAGACGUACUUGAGCCAGACAAGCCUGGACGCUACAGCAGUACACUACCAUGCAGGCAUACAGCGCAGUCAUCAAGUCAGUUUACCUCAGACUGUGAUGCAAGGCAUCAGUACAUGCAGCCGGAGAGAAUACAACAGACUGUGUUCUAUUGCACAGCACCGAGUACUGUAUACGUGAAGCCCAGCGGGAGUGAGUACUGGGAACUUAAAGCAAAGCUUCACAUUGAUCCAGAUUAUCUUGAGGUUCUGGAAAAAAGAACCACAUAUACACAGUUCUAAGAGAGCUGGAGCAGGUUGUUCAUGACUGCCAUGAUAUCUUCUCACUUUGAUUACUGUACGUGAGCGGCAGUGAACAUUUGUGAGCAUCGUCCACCACAGGAGUGACGUCCGAAACGCGAGCACAUUUUUCAUACAUACAUCUGAGGCUGUAAUAUUCACCAGGUUUAGGUUAUUUAAUCACUGAGACAAAAAAAUAUUUUAGUUUGUUCAGCACAUUCAGCAGAAGUUCCUGUUCUUUUAAUCUUUUUACAUCAUUUUAUCUUAAGAUGUUGGACAGACUUCAGCUUGAUCAACACCCAGUCUUGCGUUGAUGCUCCUCCAAUCCUCUAAUAUCCAAUCUUGACACAUAAACCUGUUACCAGUUAACAUGAAAAUUGGAAACCUACUGGAAAUUUGAACCGUAUUGACAGUUUGCUCUAACUCGUAGCCCCAUACAGGUCCAGGCAAGAGCUGUGACACUGCCAGGCCAUGUUCUAUUCUUAGGAGAUGGAGGAAAAUAUAGAAUAUAAUUGACGUAAUAGGUGACAUUCAGCAGAAUCUUGACGUCAGUAACACGUACCUUCACUGAUGUGAACAACCGUAGACAAUUCUACCAUCAGUCACAGUUGGUAAUGAGUCACAUCCACCACACGGUGUUUCUCUGUCUUUUCUCAAUUCUCGCUCUCUGUUCACAGAGAAGACGUCACAUGGACAGGAUCACUUUGGAUUUAAACAGUUGGCCCCAGUUUACAUCAGUUUAGUUUACCUCAAAUUUUGUGUAGAAUCUAUAGCCUUGCUCUCCUAAAUAUUUUGAAUUAUUAUGAAGACAACAACUCUUUUCUUUGACUGUAGUAUGAAAGUGAAGAACCAAACUGUAAACUUUUUAGUUUCUUUUUGCAGUUUUAGCAAAUGUCCCAACAAAUCUACCAGCGUUUCUGAAAGAAGAAAAUAAAAAUCAGCAUUUUUUUUUCUGCUUUACAUUAACUAAUACAUUUGAUUUAAUAAUUAAUAUCCUGCCAGUAAACUGAUCUGUGAACUAAGCAAAAGGUUGAGACAAAUGCUCACGUUGCCUUUACAUCGCUGGGGAAAUACAGUACCGUGCUCUCAUGGAAUAUGGAAGAUUUUAUAUACACAUUUAUUCAGCCAGAGCGCACCUCUCUGGGUGAGACCCAGAUAUCAUAAAACAAGUUAUAAUGUUACACCUCAAAUCAAAGUCUAUGAGGCCCAUAAAUCCAGUCUGCUGCAUAUACAACAGGGUAUCUGUGUAAAUCUGUGGUGUUUCCCAGAAUCCUCCCCAUCUCUUCGCCUGCUGCACUUUGUAUUAUGGACACAUGUUGCACUCUGUUGUCUUCAUUAGCUGUGAUGUCACAGUACUCAGAAAUGUUGUAUCUAAAAAAUAAGAAUGAUAUUAACAAUAACAAUAAUAUAAGACGUGUUAUUAAACGGGAAAAAAACAAAGGUUUAACCCCGGGCAGCUGCAUUAGAAAACUCUUUUCCAUGAGCAUACAGUAUAUGGUUAAAAACCACACUUGAUGUUAAUGUUCGUAUUAAUGAACAGUAAUGAGUGUCUUCAUUUGUGCCACUACCAAAGCCCUUCAGAAAACAGACGAUAAAAUAUGCAACUCUAAUGGCACAUUAAAAACCGAGGGAGAAUGCAGUAAUGCAACAUUACGGAUGGCAACCGCCGUAAAACACCAAAGAAGAUAAAGAACACGGGUACAUUAAAACACAGGCCCGUGUUAUAUGGCACCCUCACAACCUCCGCUCUUUAUGAUGUCUGAAAACAUCUACCAUUAACUCCCCGUUGCAGUAUGCCUGAGUGGAUCUACAAUACCACGAAAGUCGAAUGCGAACCCGGUUUUCAGGAGAGAUGGUUGGAAAAAAAUGCAUUAAAAAUUGAAAUCUUUAAUCUGGUAAUGGCCACGAACCUUCAUUUCAAGGCCAUGCGGCGGCCGCAGCUCAUCAGGCGGUGGUGCAUUUCACCUGGAGUGUGUGUGGGUUUGAUUUCAGACCUAGUAGUUUAUAUGCCACCCCCUGAUUAGAUGGUAAAAGCUUUAGUGCAAAGUGCUUUGAGUGGACAUUAGGACUAGAUCGUCUGAAUACGACAGACUUUUUUAACUAGAUAUUCUUCAAAAGGACAAGGAAACAAUGUUUUGCCAAAAAAAAUAAACUGAAUAUUUGGAAAUUGAUACCUUCAUUUGACAGAGUUAGCACUGAUACAUGUUUUAUGAUUUAUUUGGAAGUUUUGAAGGGGGAAAUGUGCAGUCAUUUGGUAAAGAUCAGCACAUUUGAUUGAGCCGUUGAUGGACGCUGUUUUUAGACCCGACCUUGAUGACCCAACCUGUAUGCAGUUAACUCUGAUCUGAUUCAGUAACCUCACAGAACGCAGCCUGAAUGGCCUCUCUGUAUAGCCCGUAGGGAAACAUAAGUCAAGUCUAGAUUCUAAUGUAAUUUAAACUAAAAAAACUUCUUUUAUUUUUUUCUUUUGCAUUUUAGAAAACCAACUUUUCCUGAGUUUUUACAUCAUAAUUUUGAAUAUGUGCAAAAUAAUUUUUCCGUUUAUUUAGGCCUCAGCUACACACACACACACACACACACAGUGUAAAAGACUGGAUAUUUUUUAUACAGAUGGUUCCCUUUUCCUUUAAGCAAGAAGAUGCACUAUUGACUUUUACUGGUCAAUCUUGAUGUCACAUUGUGAAAUGCACCACAUGUUAACCUGUGCAUAUAGCCAUAGUAGUAGGUUGGAUGAGUGCAUACACACGACAUAAAAAAAGUGUGCAAAACUGUUGCACUCUGCAUAGAUGAGGAUUACAUAUUGACAAUCUGUUCCAAAUGCCCACAACACAUUGCUUGUUAAAUCUUCUUACAUGGUUCUAAUUUCACGUGUUGUCAUGGCAAAAAAACUGAUUAAAUUGGAUCAUACGGUAUUUAAAAUUGACAAUUAUUACACGGCAUAGUUUGUCUUAUCUUUUUUUUUUGUUUGUUUUUUGAAAGGACGUCAACUUUAAUCGAGCAAUUUGGCUUUGUCUCCAUUUCCGUAGUCUUAAAUAGGGAUUAAUGGUCACAUUUUAAUGGAGUGCGAGGGCCUUAGCCAUGACUUUAAAACAAGCACAAUAAACGAAAGCAUGACCUGAAUGACUAAUCAUAUUUAUGCAUGAAACUGUUGCUAUGCUCUCACCGGAAGGAAGCACAACAUCCAGACAUAAUGUAAUUUUACCAUUUUCCGGGUCAGUAGCCUAAACGUAGGAACGCGACAUGUGAAAUUAAACUAAUCGUUUAACACACACACACACACACACACACGGAGUGAGUUCAAAUCAUUCGUGGUAUUUUGAAGCAAACCUGUCAUCUUCGUUUAACUAAUUAGAGGAAAAUGCUGUGUCAGGAUCCACGCAUUACCACCGAAGCAUUAGUCACGGCGUUUAAUAAGGACGCCGUCUUGUUUCGUUGCCUUUCGCUCUUUAGACUCGACUCCUAAUUAUUAUUUCACUUGACCCGUUUCUGCUCUUUAAAUAGAGGAAAUGAAAUAUACACAGUGAUGCAUGAUGUGAACCUGCAUGCGUUUCUACGUCAGAAACGCGGCGAGUGUGGGAUUUGUUUUGUAUCAAUAUGUUGCUGUGUAAUGAAUAGGUGUUAAAAACACUGUAAACCUGCCAACAUGCACAGAUGGAUGCACAUGAAAUGUUUUCAUUGUAUAGACUUUCUGGCAUUUAGCUUGGUGCCAGUUAAAAUUAAACUUUUCUUCUCAUAUCUGGUGAACUUUUGUGCAGGCAAACUAACGCAGCCCAGCAAAUAUUAGGUCACUGUGGGACGAAAUUAUUCAGAGAAAGUAUGAAUUAAACAUUUUAUUUUAUUUUAUGUAUGAAUCUUUUAAAAGUUAGUGGUGGAAUGAAGACUGUAUUUACUGUGUAUAUAGGCAUUUAUAAUAUUGUUGUUUUUUUCUGUAUAUUUUAGCAUUUUUGACAGGUGUAGGGGAAUACAAAAGUAAUUUUUAAUUGUGAAAUAUCUACUUUGUUUUGUAAUUGCUUUUGUCACUGAUUUUAAUAAUGAAACUGUGCUUUCUUUUUUUUCUUUUGAAAUCUCAUUGAAUAUUCUCUGCCAGUACGUAAUCAGGUUUUCAAAAAGCAUAAACUUGCCUCUUUUUGCAGUAACACGGUCCAUCUAGGAAUAUGUGCUCAAAUAUGUCUCCAGUGUGCUGUUUACUUUAGUUGCUGGUUAGCUGAUGAAUAAAAGAUAUGCAUUCAUUUGAUUAUAAUCUCGCUUCUUUGUGCAGUUCGACCUUUUGUUGUGGUGCAGUGUAUGUCACGUUGCAGAUGGAGGACAAAUAGAAUAUGUUAUUUUUAAACAUUACUCAAAUUACAAAACAAAAGUGUGAUGUUCGGGCUGCAGCCAGUUUCAGGCUUUCCAUUAUCUCUGAUUGAAAUCGAAAAAACAUGGCUAAAAUAUACAAUCAGGCCUGCCAGUAGGGUUGGGGGGGGGGCAAAUCGGUCUGCUGACCCGGGUUCAGGCUAGAGGGGCCCCUCAUUAAACUAUGGAAAAGGCGAGAAUAUGACAUAGUUGUCCUAGAAAUACCUCUGUUUGGUGCCAUAUCCACCAAAGAUAUUUAGACAAAUGGUCAUCUCAUUUAGUGUCCAAUCACAGUAGUUGUCUGUGAACGAGGGCGAGGGAAGGAGUGGAUGUGUUGUUGAAGGGGGUGAGUCUUAAAAACAUUGGAUCAAGCAUCCCAAAGUGCACACGUGCAGAACAAACAAGCAGAGAAGAGGUGAUGAAGAGGGCAGAGGCGCAGGGUGGGGAGGGUUGAGACGAGGGUUGAGACGAGCGUCAGGACGACGUGUGACAGAAAGACGGCAGCAAGAGCCGAGGAAAUAAUGGUUAUUGAAGUUGGAAGCGAGACGGCGGCUUUCAAGUUAAAGAUAGUUGAGUGUUCUUUUAAGAUGCUGAUAUUUAUAUUUAUAGUUUGCUAAUUGCUGGUAUGAAAGAA